This is a messenger RNA of Phodopus roborovskii (desert hamster), 1236 nucleotides long. Its product is annotated as actin-like protein 9. Gene Ontology annotation, molecular function: nucleosomal DNA binding; protein kinase binding. Gene Ontology annotation, biological process: axonogenesis; cell motility. Bases 1 to 1236 code for a protein of 411 amino acids. NCBI's taxonomy places the organism in Eukaryota, Metazoa, Chordata, Mammalia, Rodentia, Cricetidae. Gene Ontology annotation, cellular component: axon; synapse; NuA4 histone acetyltransferase complex. The record is from RefSeq and is a predicted model, not a curated record. The transcript has a single exon.
AUGGAUAUAAAUGGUCCCAAGCGCUGGGAGCCCCACAAGUCACUUGAUCCGAACCCUCGCUCAAGCCCAGGACACAAGAAUCUGCAACAAGAACCCUGUGGUAUGGUUGGUAACAAGUUGCCAACAAAAAUGUGUGCUGUGGUCAUCGACAUGGGUUCUGGUACGUGUAAGAUGGGCUUCGCAGGACAGACUCGGCCCACCUACGUCGUGACCAACAUUGUGGGCUGCCAACCCAAGAAACAAACCACCAUGGGCCAGCCCAAGAUGGAGACGUAUAUUGGUGAGGCCGCCCAUGCUUGCCCGGAGUUAACCCUGAUGCAGCCAGUUCAUAAUGGUAUUGUGGUGGACUGGGAAGCAGCUGAGCUCAUCUGCCACCACAUCCUGGAGAAUGACCUCCGGGUGGUCACCCAAGACCAUCCUCUGUUGUUCACAGAUCCACCCUUCAGCCCUGCCAGCAACCGUGAGAAGCUGGUGGAACUAGCCUUCGAGUCUCUGCACUCCCCUGCUAUAUAUGUGGCAUCCCAAUCUGUGCUGUCGGUCUAUGCCAAUGGGCGCGUUAACGGGCUGGUGGUAGACACUGGCCAUGGGGUCAGCUACACAGUGCCAGUCUUCCAAGGCUACAACCUACCCAAUGGCAUCCAGCGCCUGGACCUGGCUGGCCACCACUUGACUACGUUCUUGGCAGAGAAAAUCUUGAGAUCGAACUUGCCACUGAAGAAGGAAGACAUUGACACCAUGGAGAGCAUCAAGCAUCAUUACUGCUACGUGGCCUCAGAUUUCCAGAAGGAGCAAGAUCGCCCUGAUAGCAAAUUGCGGCGGUGCCUGAAGCUGCCAGAUGGACAGAUGAUCACAGUCGGGAAGGAGCUUUUCCAGUGCCCUGAACUACUAUUCCAUCCCCCGGAGACCUCGGGACCUUCAUCUUUGGGCCUCCCCGGCAUGGUGGAACACAGCCUCUGCGCAGUGCCCCAGGAGCUGCGGGCCGACAUGGAACAGAAUGUGCUGCUGUGCGGAGGCUCCUCUCUGUUCACUGGCUUCGAAGGCCGCUUCAGGGCUGAGCUGCUGCAAUGUCUGAGUCCUGAUGCCCGUGUAGUUGUGAUGGCCCAGCCCAAUAGAAACUUCUCUGUGUGGAUUGGAGGGUCCAUUCUGGCCUCACUGUGUGCCUUCCAGUCCCGCUGGAUCCAGCGUGAGCAGUAUGAGGAACAUGGUCCCGAUAUAGUACACAACAAGUGCUCUUGA